ACCAUUAACCUUGGAAUCCGUAAUGAAGACCAAAUGGUGCGAUUUGUUCGUGUUAGGACUAAUGCAAUGUGCUGAGGAGGUAGGACUGACAAGGAUGCUCGAGGCAAUGAACAAUCAUCUUGCAGCCUGUAGCAGAGUCGGGCAAUUAAAAUCAGAGAAGUAUGAGGAAGUUAGUCAGCAGAUAAACUAUCUUCUACUGCUCGUCAGCCGUUUCGCGGAGGCUAAGCUUAGUCCGAUGGAGUUUGCCUACUUGAAGCUGGUCUCCUUCACUUCAAAUGAUAUACCCGCCUCUACUUGUGCUGCCGACACGCGGCCGGUCAAUGUGACUGCUUGUCAGGAGUUGUAUGAGCAUGUGGUGGCAUCGUCGUCAACAGAUGACUCCACUUCUGAGGACAAUGAGACACAUAUGACAACGUCCUCAUACAAUCAUUCGUUUUAUAGGUACUCUCGUCUCCUGCAGUUACUGCCGAAUCUGCGAUGGUUCCGCGAAUCGGUGCUGGUCGAGUUAUUCUUCUCGGGUCUCAUCGGGAAUCUUUCGAUUGAGACGGUGAUUCCGUUUGUGCUGAAGAUGGAUGUCAUGAAUGUAUUCGAGCCGUCGCAAGGCUCCGACUCUAUUCUGCCUAGC
This is a messenger RNA of Strongylus vulgaris, 625 nucleotides long. The record is from the annotation of a GenBank genome assembly. NCBI's taxonomy places the organism in Eukaryota, Metazoa, Nematoda, Chromadorea, Rhabditida, Strongylidae.